AUGCUCGCUGAUUUUCUCGAGGCUCAUCUCCCCUCCCUUCCCCGUCAUUUACAUUCUUAUGUACCAGGCCAGACACCCCUUUCGACUACGUCUUCGGUCCUUGCGACAUUAUUGUCGUAUCUCGUCACUAUCUUUGGUGUUCAGGCCAUGAUGAAAAAUCGCGCCCCUCAGAAGCUCAACACUCUUUUCCAAAUGCAUAACGUUAUUCUCAGCGGCGGCAGUUUCAUUUUGCUCGUUCUCAUGGCAGAGGAGAUUUUGCCAAUUUUGUGGAACAGGGGUAUUUUCAACGCCAUCUGUGCUGAAGAGUCCUGGACACCGCGAAUGGAAUUUUACUACAUGAUCAACUACUACUUCAAGUAUCUUGAGUUGAUUGACACGCUAUUCCUCGCGUUCAAGAAGAAACCUCUGGCGUUUUUGCAUGUUUUCCACCACUCAGCGACCGCUUUACUCUGCUACUCCCAGCUCAACGGGAAAACCAGUAUUUCAUGGACUGUUAUCUCCCUGAAUUUAACUGUGCACGUCUUAAUGUAUUAUUAUUAUUACGCAACUGCUGGCGGCAAGAAAAUCUGGUGGAAGAAGUACUUGACGUUGAUGCAAAUAAUUCAGUUCGUCAUUGAUCUCUUUUUGGUGUACUUUGGAACCUACCAGCAUUUCGUCUUUGCUCGUCGUAAAGACCUUCCGCACUUCGGGAACUGCGCUGGGGCGGAAAGCGCGGCUCUCUUUGGCUGUGGACUUCUGACUAGCUAUCUCUUCCUUUUCAUCAACUUCUAUUUCCAAACGUAUAAGAAGACCGCCAAGGUAUCUAAAGGUAAUGGUGUCGCUAACGGAAACGGGAAACUGUAUGUCUUCUUCUCCUCAAUUCCCUGCAUCGCGGCCGGUUACUGA
Guyanagaster necrorhizus is the source of this 885-nucleotide messenger RNA. Its product is annotated as elongase of fatty acids, ELO. The transcript has 7 exons. The coding region runs from base 1 to 885 and encodes 294 amino acids. Lineage: Eukaryota; Fungi; Basidiomycota; Agaricomycetes; Agaricales; Physalacriaceae. Gene Ontology annotation, biological process: fatty acid elongation, polyunsaturated fatty acid; fatty acid elongation, saturated fatty acid; fatty acid elongation, monounsaturated fatty acid. The record is from RefSeq and is a predicted model, not a curated record. Gene Ontology annotation, cellular component: endoplasmic reticulum membrane. Gene Ontology annotation, molecular function: fatty acid elongase activity.